Falco peregrinus (peregrine falcon) is the source of this 2014-nucleotide messenger RNA. RefSeq names its product ChaC glutathione specific gamma-glutamylcyclotransferase 1 (gene CHAC1). Gene Ontology annotation, biological process: glutathione catabolic process. NCBI's taxonomy places the organism in Eukaryota, Metazoa, Chordata, Aves, Falconiformes, Falconidae. Gene Ontology annotation, molecular function: glutathione specific gamma-glutamylcyclotransferase activity; gamma-glutamylcyclotransferase activity. The transcript is spliced from 3 exons. Gene Ontology annotation, cellular component: cytoplasm. The coding region runs from base 31 to 753 and encodes 240 amino acids. The record is from RefSeq and is a predicted model, not a curated record.
GCCCCACGAGCGCCGCGCCCCUCCGCCGCCAUGAAGCGCGACCCGCAGCGCCCCGAGGAGCGGCCGAGCCGGGCCGAGCCGCAGCCGGCCCCGAGCACCCCCGAGCCGCCGGGGGAGGCGGAGGGCGCCGAGCCGCCGCCGCCGGUGUGGAUCUUCGGGUACGGCUCGCUGGUGUGGAGGCCGGGCUUCGAGUUCACCUCGCGCAAGGUGGGCUUCAUCCGCGGGUACAGCCGCCGCUUCUGGCAGGGGGACACGUUCCACCGCGGCAGCGAGAGGAUGCCCGGCCGGGUGGUGACGCUGCAGGAGGAGCGCGGGGCCUGCACGUGGGGGGUCGCCUACGAGGUGCGCGGGGAGCAGAUCGCCGCGUCGCUGCAGUACCUCAACGUGCGGGAAGCGGUCCUGGGAGGCUACGACACCAAGCUGGUGACGUUCCACCCGCAGGAGAAAGACGCGGAGGAGCCCAUCCUGGCUCUGGUUUACAUUGCAACGCCCCAGAACCCCUCUUACCUCGGCCCGGCAUCUGAAGAAGACAUUGCGGCUCAGAUCAUCGUAUCAAGCGGUUGUGCUGGUCAUAACAUUGAGUACUUGCUAAGGCUGGCAGACUUUAUGCGCUACUUUUGUCCUCAAGCAGAGGAUAAACAUCUCUUCUCCAUCGAAGAGGCUCUUGUUUCCAUCCUUCCCUGUCUAUACUACACAGAGGAGUCUCUAGAAGAAACUGCCAAGUGUCCCUUGGAAGUCCAAGGGCUGAAAUAGGUUACUUUUUUGAGGGGUCCCAACAGAACGAACAUAAGGGAGAAAGCAACGGGGACAAUCUUAACUCUGAUAAAAUAUACUGGACUGAGUGAAUAAAGGGAGAAUUGGCAAGUGGUAGGGGAGGGGUGGAGUGGAGCAAAACACGCUUGCUAUAAGACUUGCAAUUAGUACCUGUUACACUCCCUACCUGUAGCACCAUGACAGCCAUCGCUGCUUUCUGUGUGGGGAGCAGGGAUCUUUGCUGGAACUUUGCUCUGUAAGGCUUGCUUCAAACCUGAAGCAUCACUUUCUUUAGAGAAGAAAGAGGCUCAUCUAUUCCAUGCACCUUUUUUUUUUUUUUUCCUUUAAAGACUAGUUGAGCAGGACUUGACUGGGUUUAAGCAGUAUGUAUGUAAUUCUACCUCAGGCUGGCAAAAAGCUGUUUGUGUGGUGGUGGAGAGUUGGGCAGAUUCUGCUAAAUAAGACUUUUUUUGGUUUUUGUUUGCCCCCCCUGCCAUGUCCCACCUCCAGUACCAUGACCUGACACUAGAUUUCAGGACUACUGUGCAAUAUUAAGUGAACUGGCCUCUGUAGGCUCCUGUGGAUCCUCCUUCCUUAUGUUGUGAAGGAUCAUGGUAAUGCACUUAUUUUCUAAAAUGUAAUACUGUACUCAUUAUGUGUUGUGUUUCCCCUUUGGAGGGGUAUCUAAACUGCUCACAUGCCACAGGGGUAUGCAGCCCACAUUCAACCUUGCAUUUGUGCCUUCUAGUUUUAAAUCAGUUUUCUGAGGAGCUAAGCCUGCUUUAACGACAGAAGCUUUUCUCCAAGCUUCGUUGACCUUGUGCUGCUACAGACUUAACAGACUCUUUAAGAAAUGGUCCUGCCUGCAGGAACGCUGCCCAGGUGCAGUAGCAUUUUAACCAGCCCUGUGCUGGAUGUAAUCUCUGGUGCUUCAGGAUGACGUGGGUUUCUGUAGAAGCAUUUGAAGGUUCUAGUUCCAUACCAGGGUGUCUGUCUGGUAGACUGUUACUUGACUGCAGAGGACCAUGGCUGAGAGCAGACUUGUAAGCCUCUGAGUACUGAGAAGCCUGCCUUGAUAGUGUUAAGCAGAGGCGCUGCUGCAAGCUCAGACUUUUCAGCUCCAUGUAUUAACAGCAUGAUAACCCAUAGUAUUUUAUAAAAAAAGCGCUACGACUGCAGCAAAAUAGCUUGUGAGAGCUGGGACGUUGGAAUUCUCCCCAGUGCCAUGUGUUUUAUUAAUUAUUAAAAAAAAAAAACCAAA